CGCAGCGAGUGAGAGCAAAAGUGACUGAGGGUGGGAGAAACAAAAAUUAGGGAGUGAAAACCGCGUCUGUUUUUUUCACAAAAAUACCCCAAAAAUCCCACAAAAAACUUGUGAAAUCGCAAGAAUAAACCCAUUUCCUCACUUUUCCACUGGAAUCCACUGGUUUUUCGUACAAUUUCCCUGUGAAAAUUGAUGUGAUUGAAAUGGAUAAACAUGGCGACAAACAUGUUUUGUCUCUAAUUUUGUAAACAGAGACAUUUCCCACGGAAAAUCAUUUAUUUCCUUUGAGAAAAAUUGCCAAGAAAAUGCAAAGUAGUUUUUUAAUUUGUGUUACAAGUGUUUUAAUUGUACUACACAUCCCUGGGGAUUACUUAGGGGUUGGGGGUACAAGUGCCAGAGAUUUCCGACCAUGGGGAAUGGGUGGUGAGUCACGGGCGCCGAGGGAUAUCCUGGGGCGACCCACAUUGCCCAUUUGCCAAGUUUAUCAGGGCAAGACAUGCGAGGCUUAUCUUAUGAAUCAAACGGUCUUUGUCACCCCCGGAGUCAACAUUGAUACCAUUGAGGAGCGUUUAAAGUCAGCUUAUGGAGUCAUCAAGGAAUCUAAGGAUAUGAAUCCCAAUUGUAGAGUAUACGCUCUACCAUCGCUCUGCUACAGUAUUUUGCCGACUUGUCGGAGCCCCGUUCUGUCCAAUCAUCAGUAUUUUGCUGCCAAGGCGACUUUUGAGGCCAACCAGAGAAAUUUCCAGAGGAAUUCGCACAAGAAGAAACGUCUGCAGUCGAUAACGUCAAUCACAAAGCGUCCUCCAACAACAACGCCCAAGCUAAUGGUAUAUUUUUCCGGAGCUGUAACUCCAGCGAUUGAUGAGGAAGAAUUUUCUGGGCAGAUGGUGACUGCAGCUGCUGUUAGUGAUCGUCUUAGGAGGAGGCGGGAGUCAUUUGACGUGACCGUGGAUGCGAGAACAAAGAAUGUUCGGAGGAAGGAUUUUGGAGGGCCAAAAGUGAGUGAGUACAGUUCAAGGCAAUAUCCUCCGACGAGGAAUAGUGAGAAUUUAAGGAGGAUUUGCCGGGAAGAAUGUGAAUUGCUGGAGAAUGAAUUGUGUCAGAAGGAAUAUGCCAUUGCCAAGAGACAUCCAGCAAUUGGGAAACUUCUGCAGUUGGAAGAGUGUACAGAUCUUCCGGAUGAUAGUGAUUGUAUGUCGUUGGGAAUUGCAGUGGAUGUUGUUCCGGAAGAGACAUGUUUCUGGGAAAAUGGGGAAAAGUAUCGGGGAACAGUGGCAACUUCGGCUUCUGGGCGACCUUGCCUCAAAUGGGCUAAGCUUAUGAAAGAAAUUGCAGAUUUCCCGGAACUCGUUGGUCAGAAUUACUGUCGCAAUCCGGGAGGUGUUCAUCCUGAGCCUUGGUGUUAUGUAGACAAUAUUUCACUGGACAAAGUCAUUGAAUCCUGCAAGAUUCCUCGUUGUUCUGAAAGGAUGUGGCUAUAUGUCAUUAUCUCAUUUGUCUCGCUGGCCAUGGGAAUCCUCUGCGUGGUGUGCCUGGUUUGUUGCAGGAAGUGGAAGAAGCGGGGAAUGACAAAUAUCCAGAAUAUCAAUCUUCCAAAUGCCGACAAAAAUAUCUAUGGCAAUUCUCGCCUGAAUAGCCCAAUGGAAAUGGCUUCUUUGCUGCCAAAUGUCAGUGGUGGAGUACCUGGCGGUGGUAUCAUUCCGGCUCCUCCUCAUCAGCGUCCUCCAGUGUCCAGGGGAGCCUCAGUUCUCCGUGUACCUCAGUACACGCUUCAGGAUGUGAAAUUUGUGGAAGAAUUGGGAGAGGGAGCCUUCGGGAAGGUCUACAAAGGUGAACUGACACAAAAUAAUGGCGAGAAGAUCUUUGUGGCUGUUAAAGCUCUCAAGGAAAAUGCCUCGGCAAAAACUCAAGGGGACUUUAAGCGUGAAAUUGAAUUGAUAAGUGAUCUCAGGCAUGACAAUAUCGUCUGUAUUCUGGGCGUUGUACUCAAAGAGGAGCCCCUCUGUAUGCUGUUUGAGUACAUGACUCAGGGCGAUCUGCAUGAAUUUCUCAUUGGGAACAGUCCGAAUGAGGGAAAGAGUCUGUCACAGGUGCAAUUUUUGAGCAUUGCCAUGCAGAUUUGCGAUGGAAUGGAAUACUUGGCAGGACAUCACUACGUUCACAGAGAUUUGGCGGCACGAAAUUGCUUAGUAGGCGAUGGAUUAACAGUUAAAAUUUCAGACUUUGGGCUCAGUCGCGACAUCUACAGUUCGGACUAUUAUCGAGUUCAGUCAAAAUCUCUGCUUCCGGUACGUUGGAUGCCAUCUGAGUCCAUUCUUUAUGGAAAAUUCACGACUGAGAGCGAUGUGUGGUCUUUCGGAGUUGUUUUGUGGGAAAUUUACAGCUAUGGCCUGCAACCUUAUUAUGGCUACAGCAAUCAAGAGGUGAUCAGCAUGGUGAGAGCUAGGCAAUUGCUUCCCUGUCCGGAAGCUUGUCCUAGUCCCGUUUACUCACUCAUGGUGGAGUGUUGGCAUGAGCAGGCCGUUAGGCGUCCUUCGUUUCCAGAGAUUGGUCAUCGUCUGAAGAUCUGGUACCAGGCCAGGAAGAGAAACGAACAGGCUGAAAAUUCAUCAAGUUUUGGGGGAGGUAGCCGCAAAGGAUCAACUUUUAGUAUUUCAACGUCGAAUCCUCGUGGGCAGGUUGUCACACCGUCAUCCUCUAGUCAGCAUUCUCUGGGGAAGAAUGAUCAGGAGAUUCCGGUGAAAGAGAGGAGUAACAGUACCAGUGGCAAUCACAUGGUGUCAUCUUCAUCCUUGGAGCGUGGUCAUCAUCAUCAUCACCAUCACCAUCAUCAGUCACUGGAGAGGGAACGUGAAGGCAGUUUCAGUCAUCAUCAUCAUCACAGUAAGUCUCGUUUAUCCAAUGCUAGCAAUUCCAAUUUGUCAAUGGGCGGAGUUCCGGGAGCUGCUUUUGCAUCGUCCGAUGAACAACUCCAUGAGCCUCAGAGAAGGUCAAAGGGAAGCAAGGAUAAGCACCAUCAUCACCAUCACAGACAGAGACUAAACAGUGGUACGGAAUCCAGCGAGAGGACACGAAAGAGUGAUCCGGACAUGGAAGUGGCACCGGCCACUGGAAGGAAGAGUAGUGUGGCGAGUGUGAAGAGUGCAGAUAGGGAUGCAAUUCUAAUGGUAUCCCCGUCAAAGCGCCUUCCACCGCCUUAUCCGCAAUUUUAAUAUAAGUAUCAUUUUACCCAUUUUAUCCCAAAGAUUCGCAAUUAACUCCACGAAAGACUUACUCCAGGAACAACCUGGACCCCUUACGACAUAUCGGUAUGUUCUUUUUUAAUAUUGUUAUUGACACUUGAAUGGCUCUGGAGGAAAUGCUUUGGCAGGAAAUGCAAGGUUUAUAUCCCAAUAAUUGAUUUGCUUCGAGUGCCAAAAAAUUGGACAAAUUUCAAAGAGUUGUAAUGUAGAGCAAUUGCAGCAAUUGUUCAUUUGCAAUAACGGACCUUAAUAUUUCAAAAAUGAAGCAUGAUUUUUUUAAAGUUUAAAAGCUCAUUAGAGAGAAUAAUCUCCAAUUCGAAUAAUAGAAUACUUUUUUGGAUUUAUUUAAAAUCCGUUUGUAUUUUUUUAAUGAAAUAGUAAUAACUAAAAAUUCUUUAGUCUUUAGAUUUUUGAUCGAAGUUAAAAUUCUUUAUUACCAAAUGAGGACAGAUUCCCUUAUUUUACUGAAAGGUUAUUGCAGAAGUUGAGGUUAUGUAUGAAUAUUUCCUACCUUUUCGAAUAUCACUUCCGAUGAUCCCACCCAUUCAAAACAAAGAAAAAAAACAUGGAAAAUCCCCACGAGCCUAAAUUUCAUAUUUAAAUUUAGAUUAGAAACAAAAGACCAAUGUCAGAGUAUUCUGAACAUAACCUUCAAAUUAUGCAUGAUUUUGAGGUUAGAAAUCGAUACAUUUGAAAUAAAAGGAAUGUGUUUAGUUUUUUCCUUCGCGUUUAACUCUUUCGCGUCAGACUUUUAUUCAGCAAGUGAAUUCAUGUAAAAUUGAGUUUUUCCUAAUGCUUUAUGGUCAAAUAUAGUAGUUCUGAGAGGAAAAAAUUUUCCAUUGCGUGAAAACUCGGAAAACUCCGGGUCAUAUAUGACCCUAUUGUCCUCAAGGGAAGUGUACAUACCAUUUUCAAAAUCUAUAUCACGGGUUUUUAAGAGUUUUUUUUUUCUUGAAGUUAUUAAUUUGGCCAAAACCAUGGUAAGCUGGAUUGUUUUGAUGAACACUGUACUCCUGUAGGGGAAUUCUGUAACAGUAUGACAUUGUCAUAUGACAAAUUUAGAAUUUUUAUGUAUUAAAAUUGAGAAAACUAUUCGAAAAUGCAAUUCAUAUUAGUUACCUAAAGCUUUACAGAGCUCUUUGCAAUAGUGAUUUAAUUUCCCCUGGCCUUUAGUGUUUUCCUGCUCCCAAAAUCACCACCAAAAUUUGUCAUAUGACAUUAUCAUAUCGUUACAGAAUUCUCCUACUGGUGUUCAAGAAAUCUUCCUGUGUAAUCCCUUGAACACUCUCUGUCACACAAUUUUGAAAGGUAUUUGGCAAAAAUAAACUUAUCCACAUAUUUAUUCACACACAAUACAAUUGCACAAUAUGGGACGCUUGCAGAAUACUCUAAAAUAUUGCAAAAUAUGUCAUAAUUCAUCAGAUAUAAGAUGAAAUGUCCAGAAGCAAGAUAUUUUCCUUCUGGAUUUCACAAAGAAAAACAAUGUCCCAACUGUCCCAACUACAUUGUUGGCGCCACAACACUUUCCUAAACUUUUACCCUUGCCGACAAUAGGGUCAUAUAUGACCCGGAAAAUUCUACGAGCUUUUCUGGAAAAUUGAGAGUAGUUUAUUAUAUCAAAAUACGCAAUAUACAAUCUUUGGAUAUUCUAUUUUGUGUUUCUAAAGAACUUUUUGCUAAAAAAAAUAAAUUAAUAUAAAAAAUUUUGAAAAACAAAAGUCAUUUCACAAAGUUCGAAAUUAGUGAUUUUUUAUCUCAAAUAUUUUCUUUUCCUGAAUAUCUGGAGUCUUGACAAAAUUAGCCAAGAAUCUUACAUCCUUUUAUUAUGAUGUCGUGCACAAACCGAUAGAUUUCAAUUAAUGUAAAUAGUCAAAAAAAAUUCCCCGGGUCAUAUAUGACCCUAAUGACGCGAAAGAGUUAAAUUAUUGCUCAAAAAAAUUCUUACACAGUAGAUAGAAUAUGCUUUGGAUUUGUCAGAUUACGUUUAAUAUAACCUAAAUCUUGCUUAACAUAACCUGAAACUGCUAUAAUUAAUCUUAACUUGAUUGUUUUUGUUUCGUACGUAAUUACGAGUACAGUUCAACAUCUCGAAAAUAUUCUUUUACGAUUUAAUGAUUUUUUUAAAAUAAUUUUUAAAUAUUUUUUAAAAAUAAACGGAUAUUUUUUUUUACAAGCUACUCGAACGCUUCAAAAAUUUCUAAUUGGCGCAGUUUUAUAGGAAAUUUACCGCUUUUAAUUUAUUUUAUUUAAUAAAGUAAUUUUCCUCUAUUUUGUAAGGAAAUACGUUUAUCGAGUCGAUUUCUAUAAGGUAAUUUUGUGACUAUGCUCAAAAAUGCUGGGGCAAAUAGUACCAGACAUUGGGUAUUAUCAUAUUUUGAUUCGCUUCAUUACGGGCUUCUGUAAAUUUGAAAAAAUACCUAGAGGACAUAUUUUCAUAGAAAAUUUAUUCAUCUACAACUUUGUAAAACACCGUUUUCUCUGCGAGAAAAGUGAGAAAACGAGAAAAGCGCUUUUCAAACUAUUUUAGAAAAAAACACACAAAAGACUGCAAAACUUUUGACCAAUGCAAACAACAAAAAGCGAGACAUGAUAAUGACGUUUCUUUUCGCCGUGAGACAUCAGAAAUUACUUCGCUUUUUUGUUACUUUUUGUUCUAUACCUUCUGUUACUUUUUACCCCAAGUGGCCAUUUUUAAUAAAAGGAUUUCUGGAGAAAAGAACCUUUGUGAAAUUCUAAAAUAGAUUGCGGAUUCGUAUUCAAAGAAUCCAAAUUAUUUAGAAAAUAUUCACCUGUGCAUCAAUUUUGGAAAAUAAGUAGGUAAUAAUUGUUAUCUUCUGCAAGGAAAAUAUUUCAAAAAUAGGGCUAAAAAUUUCGAUAUUUUUUAUUUUCUAAAUUCCUUGUUCGAAUUCUAAGAAACUUACGACAUUGAAGAAGGUCUAUGGAGGCUAUCUAUAGAAACAAAAUUUGAGCCGCUAUCUUUUUUACCUUGGAAGAUAUUUAAUUUUGACUUUUUCGAUAUGUGACUUUUUGCCCCAGUCUCCCCUACUGUCUUUUCCUUGCAAAGCAUUUCCUUGGAACUUUUUUAACCGUAAAUUUUUACAACAGUAUUUUUGAAAUAAUAAAGAAUCUCCAAAAGACUGCCAAUAUUUUUUCUGCUUUUUAUAUAAAACAAAAAACAUAGCCAAUUGAUCUCAGUUUUUUUGUAAAGCCAUUUUUUAUAAAAAAAUAAAUAAAAAGAAAAAAUACCCAAAGGGGUUCUUUGUAAGAAAAAAAAAAGGAAAUCUCACAGUGACACGAUAUCUAGAAAUAAGUAAAUAAAAUCCCUGGAAUGUUUAGUAACUUUGUCUUGCGACGGUUUCGUUAAAAUUUAGGACUGUAGGUAGUAAUUUGUAAGUUUUAGGAUUGAAGAAGGCAUUUCAGGGAAAUUUUAUUUUCCAGAAGGAUUUUCAUAAAGAAGCGUCCAAGAAUUCUUACAAGAAAAAAAGGCACAACGAUAUAGAAAUUUAUUUUCCGUCCGAGAUUUAGUUUUUUAGAAGAGAAGAGUGUAUUCAUUUUUUUGGCAAGCAAUAACUGACCAAUAUUCCUUAGCGCACUUCUUGGCGUGGAUGAUGAAGUCUUUUUGUUGAAAAUUUAGUUAUUAGUCGUCACUGGAGAUGAUGCGAAAGAAAAAACUUAAUUGUAAUGUAAAUGUUAUAUAUUAGUAAAGCAAUCUUUUUCCCAAAAAUUCUCUAGCUCUCUAUACUUCCUUAAGGAUUUUUCAAAAGUAUUUUUAAGGACUUUUUUCUUAUAGGAUUUUUUAGGUGAAUUUUGAGCCAAAUAUUUUAGUUUUUAGUUUUAGUGAUUCACUAAAAAAAAUGUAAUUUUACCCAUUCUACCCGAAUAUUUAUUGUAAUAUUUAAAAUGAGAAGAAAAUAAAUCUCUUGAAAGGA
Messenger RNA from Phlebotomus papatasi, 7171 nucleotides. RefSeq names its product tyrosine-protein kinase transmembrane receptor Ror-like. The record is from RefSeq and is a predicted model, not a curated record. Gene Ontology annotation, biological process: multicellular organism development; cell surface receptor protein tyrosine kinase signaling pathway; protein phosphorylation. Lineage: Eukaryota; Metazoa; Arthropoda; Insecta; Diptera; Psychodidae. Gene Ontology annotation, cellular component: membrane; signaling receptor complex. The transcript is spliced from 5 exons. The coding region runs from base 306 to 3212 and encodes 968 amino acids. Gene Ontology annotation, molecular function: protein binding; transmembrane receptor protein tyrosine kinase activity; ATP binding.